AUGGGUGAUCGAGUUGAUUCUAAUCUCCCACAAAGUUAUGAAAACGAGCCAUCUGAACAUUUGAUGGGACCAUCUAUACCAAAAGAUAAUGGUGAAAUACUCUUAACAAGGACAGAUGUACCCAAAACAAUUAUUCAUGUGCCUUUAGAGAAAUUUGUUACUCAACAACUUGAAGUCGAGUAUGAAGAGGAGUUUGAAGAUGAGUCUACAGAUGAGUUUAAAGACGAGUCUGGAAAUGAGUAUGAAGAUGAGUCUGAAAAUGAGUAUCAAGAUGAGUCUGAAGAUGAGCUUCAGGAUGAGUCUGAAGAAGAGUUUGAAGAUAACGCACCAUGA
Molecule: messenger RNA, 333 nt
Organism: Solanum stenotomum
Lineage: Eukaryota; Viridiplantae; Streptophyta; Magnoliopsida; Solanales; Solanaceae
Exons: 1
Coding region: 1-333 (110 amino acids)
Source: RefSeq, a predicted model, not a curated record